Molecule: messenger RNA, 795 nt
Organism: Geodia barretti
Lineage: Eukaryota; Metazoa; Porifera; Demospongiae; Tetractinellida; Geodiidae
Source: the annotation of a GenBank genome assembly
AUGAGUACCAUUGUCGAAAUGCCCCUUCCCCACUCCGAGUCGGCCUCGGAAAAGAACUGGCUGCGUGCCCGUCUCACCGAAGACGUUCGCAAGCUCACCUCCGCCGCUGCGCGGCUCCGAAUCCACAAGAGGAAGAAGGAGGGAAAGAAGCAGCUGAAGCAGGAGCUGAACAACGAUGAGCUCCCUGCAGAACGCGAUGAUAAAUCAGAGACCUCCCUCCAUGCGAUCCCGAGCGGCGCCAAGACUCUACCCAACCAGCCCCAACUACCCACCACCACCACCACCACCUCAACGACCUCGCUGAAGACAGUCGCGAAGGUCCCCGACAGACGAUACUCGCUCUCUGACCUGCUCCGCUGCCUCGGGACCUACGUUCAGAAGCACUGCACCCACCUCAGUACCAUCCCCUCAGCCUCCGACGUAGCGAUGUGGGUCCGGUGUGCAGAUCGCGCCCUCCAACUGAACGGGUGGACCGUCAACUGUUUCCUACUGGAAUCGCACGUCGUGUUCACCUACAUGCUCCUGUCCCGCGCCUUCCAGCAGUUCCGCAUCUCAUCGCUCGUGGACGUGAAAGAGCUCGUGCUCAUGUGCCUCUACGUCUCGUACACGUACAAUGCCAACGAAAUCAGCUACCCGCUUCGGCCGUUCCUCGUCAAGCAGGACCGCGUCGGUUUCUGGGAUAAAUGCACGACGCUCUCCCUCUCCGCAUCCUCCUCUAUGCUGAGAAUCAACCGAGACCGCAUGUACUACGAGCACCUUCUCACAAAGCUCAAGGCGGCCACCUCACUGGAGUAA